This is a messenger RNA of Sebastes umbrosus (honeycomb rockfish), 927 nucleotides long. Its product is annotated as olfactory receptor 13C2-like. Gene Ontology annotation, molecular function: G protein-coupled receptor activity; olfactory receptor activity. The transcript has a single exon. Gene Ontology annotation, cellular component: membrane. Bases 1 to 927 code for a protein of 308 amino acids. Gene Ontology annotation, biological process: G protein-coupled receptor signaling pathway. The record is from RefSeq and is a predicted model, not a curated record. NCBI's taxonomy places the organism in Eukaryota, Metazoa, Chordata, Actinopteri, Perciformes, Sebastidae.
AUGGAUGAUGAACUUAACGUAACAUAUAUAACUCUUGGUGGGCAUGUGGAAGUGCACACAUACAGAUAUCUUUAUUUUUUUAUCAUGUUUAUAGCAUAUAUUCUAAUAAUCUUAUUUAAUUUCACUAUUGUGUACCUUAUCUGGAUACACGAAAACCUCCAUGAGCCUAUGUACGUUUUUAUUGCGGCUUUGCUACUGAACUCUGUUGCUUUCAGCACUGCUAUGUACCCAAAGUUGUUAAUCGACUAUUUAUCUGAAAAACAGAUCAUAUCAUAUUCAGCCUGUCUUUUUCAGUUUUUCCUAUGCUACACCUUAUGUGGUACAGAGUUCUUACUGUUGUCAGCCAUGUCUUAUGACAGAUAUGUUUCUAUAUGUAAACCUCUGCAAUAUCCAACUAUCAUGAGAAAAAACACUGUGAGUAUUUUCCUGGUUUUAGCUUGGCUUCUGCCGGCUUGUCAGACUUCAGUCCCAGUAAUAAUGAGCGCUGAUAUGAAACUGUGCAAUUUAACUUUAGAGGGAAUUUUUUGUAACAAUGCAAUUUACAGUCUCCACUGUGUGACUACAAAAGUACGGACUAUAUACGGCUAUGUUGCUCUGCUAAUUUUUGCGGUUUUCCCUGUGCUCUUCAUACUUUUUACUUACACCAGGAUACUUAUAAUAACAUAUCGAAGUUGUAGAGAAGUCAGGAAAAAAGCAGCAGAGACCUGUUUACCUCACCUGUUGGUUUUAAUCAGCUUUUCCUGUUUGUGUGCAUAUGAUGUUGUGAUAGUUCGACUGGGAUCUAAUUUUCCAAAAAUUGUGAAUUUCAUAAUGACUUUACAAACCGUUUUGUAUCAUCCUCUCUUUAAUCCAAUUAUAUACGGACUAAAAAUGAAAGAAAUCUCUAAACACCUGAAGAGGUUGUUCUGUCAAGCCAAACUGGUCUAA